AUGGGCGAUUCCGCCUCGUUCGAUCUGUCAUUGGAUACUCCCAUGGAGCCUGCAAGGCCCGAGUCGGUGCUUCUCCCGCCGCCACCACUGGAGAUCUCUCCCACACCCGAAGACCGAUGGCGUUGGGGCAACCUUAAGAAAGAGGCGUUCAAUGGCCGAAAUUGUCUAGCUUUCCAGCAGUUGAUCGUUAUCCUCAUACUUACUAUUGUCCCGAAGACGGUGGGCAUCAAAUGGAACAAAGACAUCUUUGAACGCCUUUUCUUUCCAGAUGUCCCCACACGAUCCAGGAGGUUCUACGUGUUAGAGUGCCUAUUUCAAAUGACACAGAAAGUGCAUCUACAUCCCAAUUUCACCGAAGACUGCCUCCGCAGCUUCAUAGAUCCAGUCCUACGGGUCUCUGGAAAAAAGACUUGGAGUAUGGAGCCAUUCAGCUGUCAGUCAGCGACCUUUCCGGAAAUCAGCUUAGUCCUCCAGCGCUUGAAGAUUCUUACGGCUGAAAAAGAAAUUCUCGAAGAUCGGACUAUGAUCCUCUCCGCCUUGUCCAUCCAGCGCCGAGAAGAGGGGCCUCUCAUGGUGCUAGCUGAAGCGAUACAUCCCCUACUGGAACUACACAAUGAGUUUGGAAAUACUCUCGACCCCACAUACAUGACUAUCAUCGCUUGCGCCCGGAGCCAGGGAUGCACUGGUUUACUCGAGCACUAUUCUCAAACGUCCGAAGGCGAGUUCCUCAUCUGGAAGGCGGUCCAAGAAUUCCAAGAGGUAGAAUCGUCCAAGGUUCGACUGGCUUUGCUUCUCACCUGCUACCUUGUCCAUCUUUAUGCAUUCGGAAUCGGAGAAGACAUUACACAGCCUCCAUCCUUGCCCCGUUCUCUUAGUCGCGCAGGGCUUCUGGUAUAUCAAGAGGCGGUGACUACAUAUGCGAUAACUUUUGGUUUGGUCAAAGAGCUCCUCCGCUUCGCACCGGGAUUCAUAGAGUUCCACUCCAGCGCAGGACAAAUGUGGUACAAUUUCUGGGAAUCCCGAUACCCCCAGCCCAACAGAGACUUCGAAAACCCGAGAGCCGUGCCGAAGGCCCUUCCACGCGGCCCAGAAGCUCUUCCACGCGUCCGAGAAGCUCUUCCCCCCAUCCCAGAAGCUCUUCCCUCCAUCCCAGAAGAUUUUGUACCAGUUCACGAGGUGUCCUAUUUUGAUACUGGCCCCAACGGGUGGAAGGAGUCCGUCAGCGACUUCUUCAAAGACUGUCUCUACUUGGGCAAGUCCAAGUUCAAAGGCAAGAGGUAA
Fonsecaea erecta is the source of this 1281-nucleotide messenger RNA. RefSeq lists its product as hypothetical. The record is from RefSeq and is a predicted model, not a curated record. Bases 1 to 1281 code for a protein of 426 amino acids. NCBI's taxonomy places the organism in Eukaryota, Fungi, Ascomycota, Eurotiomycetes, Chaetothyriales, Herpotrichiellaceae. The transcript has a single exon.